Molecule: messenger RNA, 2487 nt
Organism: Dovyalis caffra
Lineage: Eukaryota; Viridiplantae; Streptophyta; Magnoliopsida; Malpighiales; Salicaceae
Source: the annotation of a GenBank genome assembly
AUGGGAGUCUCUUUUAAGGUCUCAAAAACUGGUACUAGGUUCCGCUCAAAGCCUGUUGUUCAAUCAGAUACUGUUCUUGGUGACGUCUCAGAGAAUUCCAAAGAGAGCUCGGUGAUUGGCUCAAAGAAUGAAUACUCUACGAGAAAGCGCCAGGGUGACAUUGUUGAGGGUGCUGAGGAUGCUUUAGCUGUCUCAAGUUCAUCUAUAUCUGGUAAAGCCCUUAGCAUUUCUGCAUGUCAGAUUGAUUCAAUUGAUCGAAUUGAGGCUGCUCAUCAGGCUCCUCUUCAAGGUGGUCAGAAGUUGUUGCAUCCAUAUGAUAAGACUUCCGAAACGCUCUUUUCGGCAAUUGAGUCCGGCCGCUUGCCUGGAGAUAUUCUGGAUGAUGUUCCAUGUAAAUAUGUUAAUGGAACCCUUGUAUGUGAGGUGCGAGAUUAUAGGAAAUGUGCUUCCGAGCAGGGGUCUAGCAUUCCUUCUAUGGAUCUACUCCCUAUCAUCAAUAAAGUAUGCCUUAGGAUGUCAUUGGAGAAUGUAGUGAAGGAUAUACCGUUGAUCUCUGAUAAUUCUUGGACGUAUGGUGAUUUGAUGGAAGUAGAAUCUCGGAUAUUGAAAGCAUUGCAACCACAGCUUUGUCUAGAUCCUACUCCCAAACUGGAUAGGCUCUGCAAUAACCCAAUUUUGACCAAGCUGAAUUUAGAUCUGAGCAGUUUCCGUAGAAAAAGAUUAAGGCAGACACCUGAAGUUACCGUCACAUCUAAUAACAGAAUCCACGGAAAGAAAGUUUGCAUCAACCGAGUGCCUGAAAGCUCUAACAGUAGGUUUGGGGAUUCAGGAAUCAUUUCAAGCAAUGUGAUGCCACAGCAUGUCCAGGAGAAUCAGACUACUCAAAACCUUGGCCCUAGCAACAUGUUAGCCUUAAGAGCUAGAAGCUUUGUUCCAGAUGGCAAUGUUCCAGCACUACCUUUGGUAUCCCAGCAACAGAGGUAUCAAAUGGGGAUUUCCCCAAGAAGUAUGCAGGAUCAAGGGUCAGGAUCUCUUAAUAACAUUUCAGGAGCUUCCCCUUCUGGGCAGGACAUGAUGGUUGCUUACAGCAACACCAUUAAUUCUGGUGGUUCUCUUCAUGGGAAGAGGGAGAACCAAGAUCCGCAAAUGUCGCCUUUAUCUAGUUUUAAUAAGAGAGCAAGGCUUACACCAGCAGGUCCUGAUGGAAUUCAACAGCAGCAAAUGGGGCCGCAUAUGGAUGGCCUCCAUGAAUCAGAAAUGAACUGGAAGAAUUCACUACUACAGCAGCAAGCAAUGACAAGAGGAAUUCAGUAUGCUAAUGCAGGCAUUCAGAAGUAUCCUCACCAGAUGUUAGAGGGGGUUAUACAUCAAAAUGCUGCAGCAACAUCAUUUUCUGCAGGACAGCCAGCUAUGAGACUUGGUCUCAAGGAAGAACAGUUUGAGACAGAAAAACUGGAUGGUUCAGUGCUUAGUCAGGGUAAAAAUGAUAUGCAGAUGAUUGAAACAGAAACAGGCCAUUUGGACACACAGCAACCACGGGUACAGCAAAGAUUACCACAACAAAUCAUGAGAUCUAAUUUCCCGCAGGCUGGAUGGAACAAUCUGAGCCAAGAUUGUAGGAAGGAGGAACAGCUCCAGAAGAGGAAAUCUGCACAAAGUCCCCGAUUAUCUACUGGGGGUUUAGCUCAAUCACCUCUAUCAUCAAAAUCCGGGGAAUUGUCCAGUGGUUCAGCGGGACCCCAUUUUGGAGCAGCUGCAGCAACUGCUGCACUUGGGUCAUCACAAAAGGAGAAGUCAGUGGGUGCUGCUGUUGGUGGAACCCCAUCUUUGACUUCCAGUGCUAAUGAUAGCUUGCAAAGGCAGCAUCAGGCUCAACUUGCUGCAAAACGGAGAUCAAAUUCCGUUCCUAAGACCCCAGUAAUGAGCAAUGUGGGGUCUCCUGCAAGUGUUAACAAUAUAAGCAUUCCAUUAAAUGCAAAUAGUCCUUCAGUUGGGACCCCACCUAUGGCCGAUCAAAGCAUGCUCGAAAGAUUUGCGAAGAUUGAGAUGGUGACAAUGAGGCAUCAACUCAACCGCAAAAAGAAUAAAGUUGAUGAUUACCCUAUCAGGAAACCAAACACCUAUUUAUCUAAAAAUCUGCAAGUAUGUCUCUCCAAUUCAGCCAAUAAUGAGGAGUUCCAAGAUGAUACUAAUGCAACAAAGUUAUCAAAGUCUCUUGUAGGUGGCAAUAUGAAUAUCUGCAAGACGAGAUUUAUGGAUUUCAUACUGUCAGAACGAGUUCUUCAAGGAAAUGCUGUUUCUUAUGUUACAAAGAGGAAUAGAAUGAUUAUGUCAGAGAAGCCAAAUGAUGGUACUGUGGUGAUGCAUUAUGGAGAAGCAGAUGAGUUUGAUGUUCUAUCAGCAGAAGAUUAUCUUCCUACAUUGCCCAAUACUGUAAGUGUAGUGUAUAGAUUUCAUUUGUUGGAUUUGGAUAUAAUGGAGGUCUAA